Messenger RNA from Colletotrichum acutatum, 1403 nucleotides. RefSeq names its product endonuclease/Exonuclease/phosphatase. The record is from RefSeq and is a predicted model, not a curated record. Lineage: Eukaryota; Fungi; Ascomycota; Sordariomycetes; Glomerellales; Glomerellaceae. Gene Ontology annotation, molecular function: 3'-5'-RNA exonuclease activity. Bases 329 to 1234 code for a protein of 301 amino acids. The transcript is spliced from 2 exons.
CCACUUGCCAGCCGGGAGCCGGGGCGGGCAGGUGCUGGGGCAGCCGCAGGGCAGGAGAUGGGGCAGGAGCAUGCCUGCUCGUUCUAUCUCAAGUAAAGCGAGCUUCAGCUUUGUUCUAACGUCAGAGAUCCAAUUCAUCCAACGACACCUCAUCAUCAUCUCAGAAUAUUGCUGAGUCAGGGAAACCUCAUCAUAUCCCUUCCCUUCCAACUUCUUGUUACUCUUCGCGCCCAUCACCUUCCCCUGGGCGUUCUGCCGUCAACUCCUAGUCUCCGCAGCUAAGGCGCACGGCCCCGGCCUACUGUCAAGCCCCCGCCGUCCAAUCAAAAUGCUCGUCAAACUGGACAACCCACAGUCAGCAGCGGCCAGUUCCAUGCUGAUCCGCCUAGUCAGCCAGAACGUCCGUUAUGCAACGACGAAGCCCACUCCCAACGAGAAACCGUGGAGCUAUCGGGGUCCGAAACUCUGCAACCAGUUGGACUUCCUCAUGACUGGCCAUGAGUCAGCAUUCAUUUGUCUGCAAGAAGUCCUCUACUCUCAACUCGAAGACAUUCAGUCUUACCUCGGUCCUGCCUGGGGGCAUAUAGGUCUCGGUCGUGAUGAUGGCAAGCGAGGUGGCGAAUUUUCACCAGUCUUCUACCAAGUUGAACGGUGGCAGUGCGAGCGGAAUGAAACUUUUUGGUUGAGCAAGACACCAGAAAAGCCAUCUAGAGGAUGGGAUGCCGUACUGAACCGUGUCGUUACCGUCGGGGAGUUUCUCGAUAAACAAACAGACUCGCGUAUCGUUGUCAUGAGUACGCAUUUCGACCACAUAGGCGUCGUGGCUCGAGAGCAGAGCGCCAAACUUCUUCUCAACAUUGCUCGCGAGUGGAGCAAAGGAGCAAGCGGAAAACCUCCGACAACCGUUCUGCUUGCGGGUGACUUUAACAGUACCCCAGAUGACAAUGCCUAUAAGACAAUGGUGGCACCGGAGUCUGGCAUGGUCGAUGUCUCAACUCAGGUUUCCAAGGCGAAGCGAUACGGGAACGAAAUCACUUACACGUCGUUUGACGAGCCGGACGAGGAACCGAAGAGGAUCGACUUUUUGUUUGUGAAGGAUCCGAGCCCGGCUACCAUCAAGACAUUUGGCGUGCUAUCGAACAAAUUCGAUGACGGCGAUUAUCUGUCUGACCAUAGGCCGGUUGUCGCCGACGUUGAGAUUCCUGUCUUACGAACGGCCAACAAUAUCUUCUGAUACACCACUACCUACAUGUCAAUUGUGGCUUGAAUUUCAGAAUCGUGGACUCUCGUGCAACGUCACGCAUAUCGGGCGGCGUAGAAGAGGCAGAUCUGGACCUGCCCGAGUCUCCGAGACAAGCUCCCUGCAUCUCCGGCAUUCCAAGGUCUCAACAUCGAGUGAAACC